UGCCCAUAAGCAGACAGAAGAAGAAAGACGUGAUUACAUCCACUAACGAGCCACGUGGAGUCACAGCUGUGGAUAUUUGUAGAAGAUGGAAGAAAAUAAAACUGCGGGGGCAAGGAACCUCUGAGUACAGGGCUGGCAACAGACUUUUGACGCUGGAGAAACGAAAUAUGUGAAAACGUCUCUCUUCGUGCAUCUACAGGGAGAUUUCAAAGCAUGGAAGUUUGUUUCCACCACUGAAGAAGUUGCCAUCCUUAUUUCAAAAUUUCGUUUUAGGUUAUUUCUCAGUGUUGUCUGGUGAAAUUGAAGGACUGUCAACUAUGAGAUUCUUCCAGAAGACAAAGUGCACGCUGAAAUGUUUGCUUUGGGUUCCGGCUGCACUCUGUGCUCUCUACUUCACAUGUCCAACUGUGAAUAUUUUCAUAGGUUUCCUACCCAUGGAAAAAUGCACACUGGAACAUGGAAAGCUGCCAACCCUGGACAACAGCGUUGAUGUCAGCCUCGACUUUUGGUCUCGAACUGACGUUCAAACAUGCACAACUUGGAAAGCUCCUAUUAUCUGGGAGGGGAUGUUUGACUCUAAACAUUACGACCAGAACCACAAGAAGGAAGGAUCCUCUGUUGCUCUAACAGUGUUUGCUGUGGGAAGGUACUUGGACGAAUACCUCGAGACCUUUCUGAACUCCUCAGAACACCACUUUAUGGUGGGUUUGCCUGUGUCCUACUACGUAUUUACAGACAUGCCAGAGAAGGUCCCGCACAUCGAUCUCAGUCCUCAGCGAACCUUGAAAGUGAUCAAAGUGCAACGGCACUCAAGAUGGCAGGACAUUUCGAUGAUGCGAAUGAAGGCGAUAUCAGAUGUCAUAGAGUCUGAUAUUCGCCACCACUCCACGCAUGUCUUCUGCUUCGAUGUAGAUCAGGUGUUCACUGGGAGAUUUGGCUCAGAGGCUCUGGGAGACUCUGUGGCUCUGCUCCAUGCCUACUACUACCACCUUCCAAAGAGUUUCUAUACUUAUGACCGAAACCCGAAAUCCAAGGCUUACAUGGAAACCGGGGAUUUCUACUAUCACGCUGCUGUCUUUGGAGGUUCAUGGAAAAGCGUAAAAUCUCUGGUUGAGGCCUGCUACCAAAACAUCAUGGAGGAUAAACAAAAUAACGUGGAGGCUUUGUGGCACGAUGAAAGCCACCUAAACAAAUACCUGUGGCUGCACAAACCCAGCAGGGUGCUUUCUCCAGAGUACUGCUGGGAUACCCAAAUCGGCUACAGGAGUGACAUUCAAGUCACUCGACUGCUAUGGGCACCAAAACAAUAUGAUAAACUGCGCACACCUUAGUAUUUCUUGGAAUUACACACAAAACCAUGCAAAUUCAGCAACUCUAAUAACAUGAAAACUAUAUGAAAACACAUUUUUCUACGUACUCCCAAAUAUGCAAAAGUCGGCAACCAUUUCAAGUAAUGGUAUGAAAACAAUAUGGUAAAGUAAAAUUUUCCUAGUUACUCAUGCUUCCUCUUUGAGUUCAUUUACACUCAACUCCAAAAUGCAGGAUAAGUUUGCUUACAAGAACUCAGAUAAACGUCUAUGCAAUAUUGUCUUCAUUUUCUAAAAUUACAUGUGCUGAUGAAAGGUCAAACAAGCAAACCAAACUGCAUAUAAUAUACAAUUUCAGCUCUUCUUUAUCUCAUUUCUUCAGCUUCACUUCUUGUUUUGUUUUGUGGUGUUUUUUUGUACUGAUGUCCUGUUCACAUUAUGUGGUAAAAUGCAUUUCUGGUUUCCAAGUAUUAAGCGCAGGUGGCUGAUCUGUUGAAAAUUUAACCCUGUAUUUGAAUUUCAUAUAAAGUUAUUUUGCAUUCCUGGAAUUAAGAUCAGCUGCAGCUCAUUAUUCUUGGGGAUAAGCCUGUGAUCUGAAUAUCAGAGUUAUAAUUUUUAAACAUCAUUUAUAACACAUGAACUUUGAACCAAAGGUUUAGUGUUCAUUGUCAGCUCGUGCUGUUUUUACAAGUGUGCUAUUAAUUGGUGUAAUGUUGAAAAAUGACUGAACUGUUUUGUAUAUUUAUAUUGUUGUGGUAUAACGAAUGUUGGUGAGUACAACUGCAAGUUAUUUUGUACUGAUAUCAAUAAAAUGACAUCUGGGGCAUUACUGAAUUCUAUGAUGGCAACCUUCGUAGUAGAAGUAAGGAUGCCAUAUUUUAAAGAGCUGUUUUUGACAGUUUGAGACACGUCUGUGUGCGCAUCAAGUGCCUUUCUGCAAUAAUAAUGGCCGUGUUUGCUUUUCUUUCUUUUGAUUAAAACAUGUCAUAAUAAAAUAAAUGUUUGUAGGA
Messenger RNA from Oreochromis aureus, 2317 nucleotides. Its product is annotated as alpha-1,3-galactosyltransferase 2-like. Lineage: Eukaryota; Metazoa; Chordata; Actinopteri; Cichliformes; Cichlidae. The record is from RefSeq and is a predicted model, not a curated record. Gene Ontology annotation, cellular component: membrane; Golgi apparatus; vesicle. Bases 318 to 1331 code for a protein of 337 amino acids. Gene Ontology annotation, biological process: carbohydrate metabolic process. Gene Ontology annotation, molecular function: hexosyltransferase activity. The transcript is spliced from 6 exons.